Hippocampus zosterae (dwarf seahorse) is the source of this 3224-nucleotide messenger RNA. RefSeq names its product protein SON (gene sonb). Gene Ontology annotation, molecular function: RNA binding. Gene Ontology annotation, biological process: regulation of mRNA splicing, via spliceosome; regulation of cell cycle. Lineage: Eukaryota; Metazoa; Chordata; Actinopteri; Syngnathiformes; Syngnathidae. The transcript has 20 exons. Bases 58 to 2907 code for a protein of 949 amino acids. The record is from RefSeq and is a predicted model, not a curated record.
CGGAACUAUUACUUUGCCACAGCUCCUAGCCGGAACCUUUAGGUGCACACUUUAAAAAUGGCAGCCAACAUAGAGCAAAUUUUUCAAGAUUUUAUUUUAAAUAAAAUCAGAGAAAUUGAAGACGAGAAUGUCGACAAAACUGCUCCUCAAGGUGUGGCUGCAUGCAAUGAAAUAACCUCAGAGGACAACAAAGACAAAAAUUGUGAUGACAAGAGUUCAAAGAAGAAACACAAGAAGCACAAAAAACAUAAAAGUAAGAAAAAGAAGCAGAAACGAGAGAAGGAGGCAAAAGAGAACAGUUCCGAAUCUGAGGAAGAAUUUGACGCGCAUUCCCGAAAAGUAGCCCCAACGGAUAAUGAACAGCCGUGUCAAGGCCUUGCCAGUAGCUCCAAAAGUCACAAGCACAAAACAGGAAAGAAGAAAAAAAAGAAGAAGAAGAGGAAGAGGCAUAAGAGCGAGAGACGAGGAAAUUCAUCCGAUUCUGAUACAAAGCAGCGGAGAAGUAAAUGUGCUCCAAGCUUGUUGCCAAGGCCUUGUGAGGAGUUGCCUGAUAUCAUCCCAAAGCAGGACAGCUCCAGUGGAGCAAAAGCAGACGGGGGAAAAAGGAGACGCUCCCGUUCACAUUCCCACGGUUCACAUUCCAGCCCGGAGGGAUGGAGUUCUCGACCCGGCAAACGAAAAGCCAGAUCUCGCUCACGCUCCAUUUCACAAGGUCACCGCACCUCAUCCAGGUCCUUAGACACGAGGGAUGGUUUGGACCCGUCCACAGAGUCCAAAGACGAUGCCGCAAAAAGGAUACCACCGCUGUCUCCAAGUUCUAAAAAAAGAGACGUCGUAGAACAGCAGAGUUUGGACCAUAAUCACGUGGCGGCAGAGACCACAGCAGGAGCCGCCGGAGAACAUUCAGUUGUAGCUGAAGAUUGUGCCGCACCUCCAUCUGUGCCAAACCCACCCAGUCGGGCUCAACGGUCCGAGGAGCCCGUUGAGCCUGCGGAGCCACGGCCGAAGGCAUCAGAACGCGUCUCGGCCAGUGCGAGGAAAUCCCCUCCAAAAAAGCCUUGCAAGCCAUCCAAGUCCCCAUCAAGGAGCAGAGAAGAGAAGUCAUCUAAGCGGCAGAAGAGAUCCAGUUCACCUCGCAGGAAUCACAGGAUGAGGUCCAGCUCCAGAUCCAGAUCCAGGAGUUCUUCAAGGCGGAAGCGAGCCCGGUCGAGGUCCAGAAACCGGAGGUCCCGAAGGUCACGCUCUGUGUCGCGAGAUGGCAGGCGGCGAGGGACUUACAGCCAGAGGGACCGCUGGAAACGAGAGCCGAGCAGCUCGCCUGAGCUCAUUCUACGCAAGAAAAGAUCCCCUACGUGGAAACAUGGCGCUAACCUUGACGGCUCUCAACAAAUCAGCGAUCUAGGCAAAGAGCAACUUCUGGAAAUCGCCAAGGCCAAUGCAGCCGCUAUGUGCGCCAAAGUGGGUAUGGCCAUCCCCGCCAGCCUGAGAAGCUCGAUGCUGCCGCUGGCCUUUCCGAGCAUGGCCAUGAACGCCGCUAUGACGGCCGCCACCAUGACCGCUGCCUUGUCCAACAUCAACACUUUAUCCUCACUGCUGCCGCUGCCCACCACCACACUGCUGCCGCUGCCCACCAUCACCAACAAACCUCCCGGUGCGCAUCUCAGCAGCAGCAUCAAUGCCGCAUUGGAGGAAGUGAAAAAGAAAGUAACCAAGCAGGCCAACAGCAUCAGCAUUAAGGAGUUCACCGACAAAUGCAAGAUGAUUGUGGACAGCAAAGGUGAGCUGCCGGUGGCAGAACCAUAUGUGGACGAGGAGGACAGGAAACCAUUUGGGGGAUUGGUUCUGCGAGAACACAAGGCCAUCAGCUUCAACGUCAUUAACACGACAGUGCGACCCACUGCCCGAAGUGAUGCCGGCAAGGCAAAAGAGUUUCCAGUCUCUUCAGGAUCGCAGCACCGUAUAAAGGAAAGUAAGACAAUGGACGCCUACGGAGAUUGGGUUCCGGUAGAAAAAACGUCAGAUGAGACAAAGAGCGCCGCUGUUCCCCAAGCAGCAGCCAGCUCAUCAUCAGGUACCAGCGAGUCUUUGAAAGAAGCAGAGUUGCCGGGGACGACCGAGUCAUCGGCGGUAGAUGACGACAGCGUGUUUCCUGGUCCGCCGCCGCAGCCCGUCGAUAUCUCUCAGGCUGUGAGCGAGAGGAUCAAAGCUCAGAAGCGAUUGGCCGAAAACCCCUACGACGUCAACGCCAUUUGCAUGCUUAGCCGGGCCCAGGAGCAGGUGGAUGCAUGGGCCCAGUCCAACACUGUUCCUGGUCUUUUCACGGGCACGACGGGAGCGCAGGUCCUCUCUUCAGAGGAGCUGUCCAACAGCGGCCCACAGGCCUGGCUGAAGAAGGACCAAUUCCUCAGGGCAGCGCCGGUAUCGGGCGGCGUAGGAGAAUUUUUGAUGAGAAAAAUGGGCUGGAGGGCAGGAGAGGGACUCGGGAGGAACCGCGAAGGCACAGUGGAGCCGAUCAUCAUUGACUUCAAGGUGGACCGCAAAGGACUGGUUGCUGAAGGAGAGAAGCCACAGAAACCAACAGGGGGACUGGUGGUAACCAAGGACCUCAUGGGCAAGCAUCCAGUGUCAGCUCUCAUUGAAUUGUGCACCAAGAAACGGAUGACGCAGCCUGACUUUGUCAUGGUUCACCACAGCGGCCCGGACCACCGCAAGAAUUUCCUCUUCAAGGUCACAGUGAACGGUGUGGACUAUCAGCCCCAAACAGCUAGUCCCAAUAAGAAACAUGCCAAGGCCAUGGCGGCAACCGUGGCACUGCAGGCUCUUGGAGAGGUUCCAGCUGAUGGACCUGGACUCUAUACUGGUCCUGUCUUCACGGCUGCUUCCACUGGCCCCCUCUUCUCCACAUAGAUAACGAGCCGUCAUCUGGUUAUCUGACCGUUGUUCUUGUCUUCUCAUUUUCUAUCUGCUUCUAUAGUUGUACAGUACUGUACAAUAGUCUUAAGCCACUCUCAGAUUUAUUGUUUUAGCAAUGGCCACAUACAAGGUCUCGACUUCCUCCCUCAUGGAGGAUGCCAGAAAGGCAAUAGGUGCCGUUUUGAUUUUGGAGGGAUGGAUGGUUCCGUUGCAAUCAUGAUUUAAAUGGAUAUUGGGUACCACUUUGUAUCUCUAUUCUUAACAAAUGUAUUGGGUUCCUACUUGGCAAAAAUAAGUUAUUUGGGAUUUUU